ACGGAAUAGUUGCUGCCGAGCGUCCAAGCGCUGCGGGACGCGAGAUUUUUUCCUGUUACGUCGUUGAAAAGCCCGCGCGCAAGCUUUGUUCGUGUUGUUUUUAGUGGGCUCUCCACUCUGAUGUCUUGUGCUGUGCCUGCAAACUGUUGCCUGAGCUCUAACUAAUUGGCCCUCAGCAGCAGCAUCGCGCAUCGGACAUCGAACAUCGAACAUCGUCAGCAGCAUUUUGGCAAUGUUUGACAGAGGAUCUGCGCCAGCUACUGAAUCGUAUGGCAGCAACGGCAACGUCAACGUCAACGGUUACCCUUUCAAAGAAUAUGACACUGCAGUCCCAGUCCCAGAGGAGAUAGAAAAACUGAGAAGCAGCAAAAACGGAAACAGAAACAGAAACGGAAAGAAAAGCCACAGAGAUAAGAGAACAGACUGCUCAACGCUGCAGUCAAUCGAUGAGCAUUACGUCUGUGACAUUGCCAUGAUGCGAAUCGCUGGAGAGGAGCCGCUGGGGGCCGCCAGACCAGCUGUCGAUGACUCAGAAUUGCUGACGGUUCCGCAGAAUGAAAUCCAUGCCAGCACAGAAAGUACAAAUGAUGAAGCGAACGAGCUGGAAAUCGAUCGCCAGGAGGAGGAGCAGGUGGUCAGCGAUCUGGUGCGAUCGAGUAGCGCCGGCGCCCUAAUGGAGGGGGACAGCAACAAUGGGGGCAGCAUGCGCGUGGUGUUUGGCAUACUGGUGCGUCUGGUGCUGCCACUGGCGAAUGGUGUGGCGCGUGGCAUCCAGGGCAUACGCGAUGUGCGUGUGCUCCGUGUGCUGCAGAAUCUGGCCUCCAGCAGGCAGGCCCUCACCCAUCUGGUGGCCUUUGCCGCCAAUACAAUUUCAAUGAAUUUGUCCUCAGUGCAGGUUUCGAAUCGGCUGGGACCGCUGCUGAAGCUGCUGAAAAUGCGCAGGACGCAGGAUGGCUUGGAGAGUCUGCCCGACACCCUCACUGCGCCCAGCACGCCCUGUACGCCCUGUGGUCCCAUGCAGGGUCCACCCAUUUUUGGCAUACGUUCGGAUGCGCCCAGCUGUUGCACCAUCAACAUACUGGCCGAACCGCCGCCCGGUGAACCGAUUCGGGCCGACAUUGUGCUGAUCCAUGGCCUGCACGGAUCGCUGGUGAAUACCUGGAAGCAGGGACUCUGGCAGAACGAUCGCAAGCCGGUGGAGUUUGACCGUCCGCCGCGUCCGCCAGUGAGACCGCCCAAGCGACCCCGCCAUUCCCGCAGUGCAGCCAUUCAUCCAGCGCCCAGAGAGAAGAGAGCCAAAUUCACCUCCCUAAACCGCUUGGCGGACACGCACAGCCCCGAGGAUGUGCCUGUGCGACAUAGGCUGCGAUUGAAGCAGCCAGUGGAAACGCCGCCGGAGGAGUUCAAUUUCAAUGCUUCCGAUAGCGAUGAUGCCGAUGACUUUGCCUACUUGUGCGGUGGCCCCGAGGACAUACAGAUAUGCGAGGGAGUCGAGUACAGUUUUCCGACGUUCCGCCUGCGCAUGCAGGACAACAACAGCCGCCUCCGGCAGGGCGAACUAGAGUCCAUGCUCAGUGGCAUUGGCAAUGGCAAUGAGAACGAGAGCGAGGAAACCAAGAAGCGGCCGUUUACCCCAAGUGCUGCGCCGCGCAAAUCCAGCAGAAAGAAUAAGCCCUCGCCCAACGAUCCAAACUACUCCACAUGCUGGCCCGGCGACUGGCUGCCCCUGGACUGUCCCGGCGUUCGGGUCAUAGCCAUCAACUACACCACCGAUCCGUAUCUGUGGCGUCCGCUGUGGAAGAGAAAAGAGCCGCGCUCCAAUUUGUUUCAACGCUCCCGGGAAAUGGCCGAACUGCUCAUCCAGCAUCGCGUGGGACACGGCCAUCCCAUCAUCUAUGUGGGCCACUCGAAGGGCGGACUGUUCAUCAAGCAGCUGAUUGUGGAUGCCUGGGAGUGCGGGCGUCCCGCCAUGACGCCGCUCUGGCGCUCAGCACGCGGCUGCUUUUUCUACUCGGUGCCGCAUCGUGGCUCCCAUUUGGCGAGCAUCAAGGCGCCACUGCUCUCCCGUUCCGUGGAGCUGCUGGAGAUUGAAAAAAACAAUAAGUAUCUCUUGGAUCUGCAUCGGCGAUUUGCUGGGCUAUAUCAUCUGGGUCAUCUGAAGAUCGAGGUAUUUAGUUUUGUGGAGACGGCCCUGACGCUCAUGUCCGUGCUUUACCUGCGCAUUGUGGGCGUGGAUUCAGCGGAUCCUGGAUUCGGUGAUGUGUGCGGCAUACGGCUGGAUCAUCGCGAGAUAUGCAAGCCUCGGGGACGUGAUUGUAUAUUGUACAAAGAGCUGGUGAAAAUGAUUGAGAAGGUGUGCUGACGAGCUGCACGAAAAAUACAUACAUAAAUUAUUGUGCGAGGACCUGAUAUUGUUGUAAUCGAUAUGUGAAUAGGAUGGCCAACUGUGAGAGGAUGCCACAAGAAUUAUGCGUACCUAAAUGUGAUGCCCCCGCGGGGCACGCGUCGUCUUAGAGCGUCGCGUCGCUUUGUGUUUUUUUAAUAGUGCAUAGCAUAUUGAAUAUUUUCACUAAUUUUACAUAGUUCGCUUAUCCAUAGCUCAAGUUAGUUAGUUAGUUAGUUAUAUACACGUUUUGUUUUUUGAUUCUAGUUAAGGUGCCGCCACCCAAUAGCCGAAACAGGUACAGACACGCUUAAGCAUGCCCCAUUCUCGGGCAUCCAAUGAUAAUUAUUUUGCAAUUUUGUUUGUGAUCGAUUGUGAUCAUCUUGUGGCACUUUGUUCUAGUUGAUGUUCACUCGAUCCCAUCCCCCCGUGAAUACAUUAUUGAUAUUGUACCAUUUACUAUACUAUACUAUAUAUAUAUAUAUGUAUAUAUUGUAUGUACAUUUAGAUAUCGCUAGUUCUUUAAAUGUCUAUAUCUAUAUAUUAUAACUACAAGCAAAAUCCUACACCGCUGUAAAACGUUACCAACGACUAAAAAAAAACAAAUGAAUGAAUGUAUAUGUGAAUUCCCCAGAUUACUAAACCAAUCGAUGUUUUAUACCUAUUUGAUAAGUGUGAAUACUAAUAAA
Messenger RNA from Drosophila obscura, 3072 nucleotides. RefSeq lists its product as uncharacterized. The transcript has 7 exons. Lineage: Eukaryota; Metazoa; Arthropoda; Insecta; Diptera; Drosophilidae. The record is from RefSeq and is a predicted model, not a curated record. Bases 233 to 2362 code for a protein of 709 amino acids.